AUGCGCGCGGAAGAGGAGGACGUAAACGAGAGCGACGCCGACAGAAGAAGCAUGACCGAUCGUCGCAGGAGAGAAAACCCAGCGGUGGUCGCCGGCGAGGUGGAGAAGAAAGAAGUCGUAGCAGCGGAGAUGCAGGACGCAGCAAAAGGGAAGCUGCCCGCUAUCGGAGAGGAAGAGAAACUGAUCAUGGAAGAGGAAGAGAUGAACGAAAGCCAAGGCGACAGAAGAAACGAUCGCAGAGAGAGCGCGGCAGUGGUUGCCGGCGAAGUGGAGACGCACGAAGGAGCCGAGGAGGCCAAGUCGAAGGAAGAGAGGCUACUGCCGCUGCCUUAUUGGCACUGCACACGGACGGAUCUCGCGUAUUGCCUUCUUCUAUGCUCUGCUCUCGCGCUCCUCUGCCUGGCGUGGUUUCUGCUGGUCGUGUACGGGGGCGUGGCCAACCGCUAUAUCUGGGUCUCUUGCCUCUUUGCUCCGUUCGGCUCGUUAACGACUGUCUCCACCUUCAUCGGCGAACUCUACGCUCUGCCUCCGGUGCCGUUCGCGUACGCGUACAUCAUCGCUACCCUUGGCAUGACCCAGGCCGCUCUCAUUCCCAUCAACGGUCUCUACACAUGGCUGCAAUGA
Acanthamoeba castellanii str. Neff is the source of this 624-nucleotide messenger RNA. RefSeq lists its product as uncharacterized. The record is from RefSeq and is a predicted model, not a curated record. The transcript has 2 exons. Lineage: Eukaryota; Discosea; Longamoebia; Acanthamoebidae. The coding region runs from base 1 to 624 and encodes 207 amino acids.